This is a messenger RNA of Doryrhamphus excisus (bluestripe pipefish), 2141 nucleotides long. It is a transcript of the gene ywhaba, whose product is annotated as tyrosine 3-monooxygenase/tryptophan 5-monooxygenase activation protein, beta polypeptide a. The record is from RefSeq and is a predicted model, not a curated record. NCBI's taxonomy places the organism in Eukaryota, Metazoa, Chordata, Actinopteri, Syngnathiformes, Syngnathidae.
GUCGCCGUGGAUACUGGCGGGGGGAGGGGUGUGGCUUAGAGGAAGCGGAAGUGUCAGAGCAGGCGGAAGUGGUUGAGCCCUGAAUAGCCGAGCAUUGAGAGGAGGACGCCUCCAUAAACCUUCAUCGUUCACAGCAGAACAUCGAGAACCCUAGUACCUUCGAAAUCCGCAAGAUGGAGAGGACUGAGCUGGUGCAGAAAGCCAAGCUUUCCGAGCAGGCAGAGCGCUAUGACGACAUGGCGUCCGCCAUGAAGAUGGUAACGGAGCAGAACAUAGACCUGACCAACGAGGAGCGCAACCUGCUCUCUGUGGCCUACAAGAAUGUGGUGGGAGCCCGCCGCUCAUCCUGGCGCGUCAUCUCCAGCAUCGAGCAGAAGAGCGAGGGCAAUGAAAAGAAGCAGCAGAUGGCCCACGACUACCGUGUGAAGAUCGAGUCUGAACUCCAAGAAAUCUGCCAUGACGUGCUGAAUCUGCUGGACAAAUUUCUGAUUGCCAACGCCAAGCUGGCAGAGAGCAAGGUGUUCUACCUCAAAAUGAAAGGAGACUACUACAGAUACCUCUCAGAGGUGGCGUCCGGCGACUCAAAGAAGGACACGGUGGAACAGUCCCAGAAGGCCUACCAGCAGGCCUUCGACAUCAGCAAGACUGACAUGCAGUCCACGCACCCCAUCCGACUCGGCCUGGCCCUCAACUUCUCCGUCUUCUACUACGAAAUCCUCAACUCACCAGAGCAGGCCUGCUCUCUGGCCAAGCAGGCGUUCGACGAGGCCAUCGCCGAACUUGACAGCUUGAACGAGGAGUCGUACAAAGACAGCACGCUGAUCAUGCAGCUACUACGGGACAACCUGACUCUGUGGACAUCAGAAAACCAGGGAGAUGAGGUGGAGGCGGGCGAAGGCGAGAACUAGAGCGCUCUCGGAGGUCCACUCCCCCCACUCCCAACCCAUUUAAACGCCCCCCACCCCACCCCCAUGCACACCAACGUUCAUUCCCUCUUCAAGCCUCUUUGCUCUCUUCUGUAUAAGCAGCAGCAUGAUUCGUACCCCCUACCCCCACCACCUCCACAUGGCACUCCAUGUCCGGCCCACCCACUAGAACCUUCUGGCCCGUCCUAUCUCACUAGGAGGUUUUUUUUUAAUUUUUAUUCCAAUUAAAUAAUUUGCUCAAUCUUUCCUCUUUCCAAUCCCCGCCCCCUCUAGCCCAGCGAUCUCCUCCUCCUUUCUGUCUCUUGGCUUCUUAGUCCCGCCCACUGGCUGCUUUUAUUCCACUUUAAUCCAAACAAGACAAAAGGUUAUUAAACUGUGUGUUUAUUUUCAACAAACACUUUGAUGCUGAUGAGUCUUUCCUCACUCGGGGUCACGCGGGGAGGGGGGGGGGCACGCCCGCUCUGCUGGUGGUUAUACAGAAGGGGGGCAGGGCGUCCCACGAGGUCGUAUCGUGACACUGACCAACGAGAGAGCGAUCAUUCCAGCGUUAUAUUAGUUUCCAUAGCGACCAGGACAUCACUCACCUCAUCACCGUACAACCAAUCAGAAGCUUUGAAAUGAAAACAUCCUGAAUGAGUUGAUCAACCUCAAAAAGCUAGAAAACGAUUUCCCUCCAAAGUUGCUCAGUGUCACCACGUUCUCCGUGGAGCAUCUGGACAUUCCACGCUGUAGUUGUCUUUUCCUUUGCUGGGGACAAAAGUCUUUUCAUGCACAGACGAGUUGAAAAAAUUCUUCCUGCCACGCCUUUCUUUCAUAUUAGCUAAUGAGCGCUGCUUGUUGGCUGCGUAAAGAGACAAAGGAUGAAUGUUGCAGCCAGCCUGUAUGUAUGUGUGUAUAUCUGCUCCUUCACUUUUCUUCUUACCAGUAUUCUUCUAAUUCAACAAAGUUUUACCAUAAAAAGUUUGCUUCUGUGACGGUUUUCCUGCUUAGCGCGCACGUGCUUGUGAACAUUUUGACUUCGCUGCAAUAAAAUGAGAAAAUGACAAAAAAAAGAUGCAUUCCCUCCCCCGCCCCCUCCCACCAGCCUGAUUAUUGAGCUAGCAGUAGAUUUGUGUGUCUUUUAAAAACUCUAGGUUCUACUUUACAUGUUACCAACAGGGCAAACUGUAAGACGAUUUAAAGUGAAAUAAAGGUUUUAUCAGUUCUGAAACACCA